Molecule: messenger RNA, 8212 nt
Organism: Frieseomelitta varia
Lineage: Eukaryota; Metazoa; Arthropoda; Insecta; Hymenoptera; Apidae
Gene: brm
Product: ATP-dependent helicase brm-like
Exons: 13
Coding region: 195-6332 (2045 amino acids)
Biological process (GO): positive regulation of transcription by RNA polymerase II
Cellular component (GO): nucleus
Molecular function (GO): DNA binding; transcription factor binding; histone binding
Source: RefSeq, a predicted model, not a curated record
AAAAUGGCCGGUAGCGAGUGUUGAUCGGUUAUAUUGAAAUCAGUAUAAAAUUUGAUCAAUCGUUUAUAUUAAAAUCAGUGUAAGAUUUAUUAUAAUGAAAUUAAUUUGUGAUUAAAAUGAACGUUUCUUCUGUGACAAAACAAAUUUCGUAAUGGUGAUGAACUUUAUAUAUUUAAAAGUUUAGAAACAUCAGUAUGGCAAGUCCUUCGCCACAAUCAUCUCCUAUGCCUCCACCGCAAGCACCAAGUCCUAUGGGCCCUCCUCAGCAGGCACCAUCACCUUCUAACCCUCAAGGUAGCCCUAUGGGUCCACCGCAGCACCAUCCUCAUAGUCCAACACAAGCCUAUCAAACUGGUCCACCAAUGCCACCUGGAGGUCCACCUAUGUCUCAAUCAACUCAACAACCUCCACCACAACAGCAGAAUUAUCCAUCACAUCCGCAACAAAUGCAAUCUGCUAUGGGCCCACAGAAUCAAAGUGGGCCUGGUUUGCCAGUCAGUCAAAAUUCUAAUUCUCAGCAAGCUCCAGGACCUAUGGUACCAGGCCAAAUGGGACCGAAUGGAUCUCACAUGAUGCAGUCUGGUCCACAUCAAAUGAAUACAAAUGGACCGGGACAAAUUAGUGCUGGAGGAUCUGGUCAAAUAGGUCCGGUAGGUCCAAGCCUAGGUCCAGGAGGUCCUGGUCAAAUGGGGCCAGGGGGGCCAGGACCAAUUGGACCAAGUCAUAUGGGACAAGCUGGAGGACCACCAGGAGGUCCUCAUAUGAAUCAGACUCCUCCGCAAAUGGGUCCAGGAAAUGGACCUGUGCCACAAAUAGUUUCUGGAGGACCUUCGCAAAUGGUACCAGGAGGACCGGGACAUAUGAGUGGUCCGCCAGGAGCUGGCCAUAUGAAUUCAAACGGACCGCCAGGACCAAGUCAUAUAAAUGCAACCGGAUCAUCAGGACCAGCACAUAUGAGUUCAGCUGGUCCACCUGGACAAGGACAUUUGAAUAAUAACGGUCCACAAGGAUCAGGACAUGUUAACACAAGUGGUCCAACAGGAUCUGGGCAUAUAAAUACGGGACCACCAGGUUCAACUCACAUGAAUACUGCUGGUCCGCCUGGAAGUCAUUUAAAUAGUGGAUCACCCAUGCCAAGUCAUAUGAAUGCAAAUGGUCCACCAGGAACUGGACAUAUGAGUGGACCAGGAAAUCAUUUAGGUCCUGGAGGACCAGGUCAAAUGCCUCCAGGUGGAUCUACUACACACAACUUGGGACCGGGAGCACCAAAUCAAAUAGGUCCUGGAGUUCAAAAUCAAAUGGUCCCUAGUAAUCAAGCUCCUAUGGGUCCUAGUCCCAUGGGUUCCGUAGGGCAAGGAGGACAAAUUGGACCAAAUGGGCCUGGACAAAUGGGGCAUAAUGGACCGUCACCAAUGGGUCCAAAUGGUUCUGGACAAAUAAACAUGGGAACUGCCUCGUCGCCAAUGGGAAUGGGAGGACCUGGAAGUCAGUUAGGUCCAGGAGGACCAGGUGGCCAAAUGGUUCCGGGUAGUGGACCUGGAGGUCAAUUAGGACCAAAUAAUCUCGGACAAAUGGGACCGGGUAAUGGUCCUGGAGGACAAAUGCCUCCAGGUAAUGGACCUGGAGGACCUAUGGGUCCUGGUGGUGGUCCUAAUGCACAAAUGAUAUCGAGUAGUGGACCUGGAGGUCAAUUAGGGCCAGGAAAUAGUCCUGGAGGACAAAUAGGACCAGGAACUGCUAGUGGAAAUCAAAUAGGAUCUGGAAAUACUUCUGGAAAUCCGAUGACGCCAGGAAGUGGACCUAGUGGACAAAUAGGUCCAGGAAAUGGACCAGGAGGUCAAAUGGGCCCAGGAAGUGGACCUAGUACUCAAAUGGGAUCAGGUAUUUUGCCUGGAGGACAAAUGGGUCCAGGAAAUAGUUCGAAUAAUCAAAUGGGGCCUGGAAGUGGCCCAGGUGGACAAAUAGGGCCUAAUGGUCCUGGGGGGCAAAUGGUUGUAGGUGUUCCAGGGGUGCAAAUACCACCAAGUGGUCCUGGAAACCAAAUGGGACCUGGUGGUCCUGGUAAUCAAAUGGGACCUGCUGGUCCUGGUAAUCAAAUAGGACCAGGUGGACCAAAUAAUCAGCUAAGUCAUAGUGGCACGAGCAAUCAAAUGGGACCAACUGGACAAUCAGCUUCUGGUCAAAUUGGUUCACAAAGUCAACAAAUUGUGCCUGGAAAUCCAGUACCAAUCGGACCUGGCGCACCCGUAAAUCAAAUGAGUCAAACUGGUCCUGGUCAAAUUGGUCCUACUGGACCUGGAGGUCCACCUGGUGCAGGACAAGAGAACUUGAAUGCUUUACAGAAAGCUAUUGAUUCUAUGGAAGAAAAGGGACUUCAAGAAGAUCCGCGCUAUUCUCAGCUACUGGCUUUACGAGCUCGCCAAGGUAGCAUGGGAGAGAAACAAGCUUUUAGUUCACAACAAUUACAGCAAUUACGUGUACAGAUAAUGGCAUAUCGAUUAUUAGCACGAAAUCAACCGUUAUCUCAACAACUCGCACUUGCUGUUCAAGGUGGAGCACCUCCUCCUCCAGGUAUGGGACAGCGUACUCCUAUAGAUCCAUCUCAAGGACCUCCUACUACUACAGGUCCACAAAUCUCUGGACCGAACGUAAUUGGUCCUGCAGUUCCUCCACGACCAGGUUGUCAAACACCACAACAACAACAACAACCUCCUCAACCAGGUGCAAAAACUAACAGAGUGACAAGUGUGGCAAAACCUGCUGGUCUAGAUCCGCUAUUAGUUCUGCAAGAACGUGAAAAUAGAGUUGCAGCACGCAUAGCGUUACGGAUGGAACAAUUGAGUAAUUUACCAACCAAUAUGCCAGAAGAUCUUCGUAUCCAAGCACAAAUUGAAUUGCGAAUGCUUAGGGUGUUGAAUUUCCAAAGACAACUACGAUCAGAGAUUUUAGCGUGCACUCGAAAAGAUACUACUUUAGAAACUGCAGUGAAUGUAAAAGCUUAUAAGCGUACGAAAAGACAAGGUCUUCGUGAAGCUAGAGCUACCGAGAAACUUGAAAAGCAACAAAAGUUAGAAGCUGAACGUAAACGCAGACAAAAACAUCAAGAAUUUCUUAGUUCUGUACUUCAACAUGGCAAAGAUUUCAAAGAAUUUCAUCGAAAUAAUGUGGCUAAAUUGGCUAGACUCAACAAAGCUGUUCUCAAUUAUCAUGCAAAUGCUGAAAGAGAACAAAAGAAAGAGCAGGAACGUAUUGAAAAAGAACGUAUGAGACGUCUCAUGGCAGAAGACGAAGAAGGUUAUAGAAAGCUGAUUGAUCAAAAGAAAGAUAAACGGUUAGCGUUCCUGUUGUCACAGACAGAUGAAUAUAUCAGUAACCUUACCGAAAUGGUAAAACAACAUAAAAUAGAACAAAAAAGAAAGCAAGUAGAAGAACAAAAACGGAAAAAGAAAAAAAAGAAGCUACAAGAUGGUGAAGGAGGCGAAGAUGGAAAUGCUAAUGAGGAUACUCGUGUUGGAGUAAUUGAAACAGCUACUGGUCGCACAUUGACUGGUGAAGAAGCUCCUUUAAUGAGUCAACUUUCAACAUUUUUGGAAUCUCAUCCAGGUUGGGAACCAAUCGAAUCAGAAAGUGAAGACGAUGAAGAUGAAGAAGAAGAAGAAAAUGAAGGUGAAGAAAAGGGAGAACAUAAAGAAAAAUCUACCGGUGAUUCAGAAGAAGAAAAGGUUAAAAAAACAAUACAUAAAGCCAAAGUAGAAGAUGAUGAAUAUAAAACUGAAGAACAGACAUAUUACAGUAUUGCACAUACUGUACAUGAAGUAGUAACAGAACAGGCAUCUAUAAUGGUCAAUGGAAAAUUGAAAGAAUAUCAAAUAAAGGGUUUGGAGUGGUUAGUUUCAUUAUUUAACAAUAAUCUUAACGGUAUACUUGCGGAUGAAAUGGGUCUUGGUAAAACUAUUCAAACAAUAGCUUUGGUGACUUAUCUUAUGGAGAAGAAAAAAGUGAAUGGGCCAUUUCUUAUAAUUGUUCCUUUAUCAACACUGUCAAAUUGGGUAUUGGAAUUUGAAAAGUGGGCUCCCAGUGUGGUAGUUGUAUCUUAUAAAGGUUCACCAGCUGGUAGAAGAGCUAUUCAAUCUCAAAUGAGAGCUACUAAAUUCAAUGUUUUGCUUACUACGUACGAAUAUGUUAUUAAAGACAAAGGCGUUUUAGCAAAGUUACAGUGGAAAUAUAUGAUUAUUGAUGAAGGUCAUAGAAUGAAAAAUCACCAUUGUAAAUUAACUCAAGUGUUAAAUACCCAUUAUUUGGCUCCUCAUCGACUUUUAUUGACAGGAACACCAUUACAAAAUAAAUUACCUGAAUUGUGGGCGUUACUAAAUUUCUUACUUCCUUCAAUCUUCAAAUCUUGUAGUACUUUUGAGCAAUGGUUUAAUGCUCCAUUUGCAACUACUGGUGAAAAGGUCGAACUAAAUGAAGAGGAAACUAUUCUUAUUAUUCGUCGAUUGCAUAAAGUAUUACGACCUUUCUUGUUGAGACGUUUAAAGAAAGAGGUUGAGUCACAAUUACCUGACAAAGUGGAAUAUAUUAUCAAAUGUGAUAUGUCUGGACUACAAAAGGUUCUUUAUAAACAUAUGCAAAGUAAAGGUGUAUUGUUAACUGAUGGUUCUGAAAAGGGAAAACAAGGUAAAGGAGGUGCCAAAGCUUUGAUGAACACCAUUGUGCAAUUGAGAAAAUUGUGCAAUCAUCCAUUCAUGUUUCAAGCUAUUGAAGAAAAAUAUUGCGAGCAUGUAGGCACGCAAGGAUCUGGUGUCAUUACUGGUCCCGAUUUGUACCGUGCAUCUGGAAAAUUUGAACUAUUAGAUCGGAUUCUUCCGAAAUUGAAAGCAACAAAUCACAGAGUACUAUUAUUCUGUCAAAUGACACAGUUAAUGACAAUUAUGGAAGAUUAUUUGAGUUGGAGAGGUUUUAUGUAUUUACGGUUAGACGGUACUACAAAAGCUGAAGAUCGAGGAGACUUACUGAAAAAAUUCAACGAUCCUGGUUCCGAAUAUUUCUUAUUUUUAUUAUCAACGCGUGCUGGUGGUCUUGGAUUAAAUUUGCAAGCUGCAGAUACCGUUAUUAUUUUUGAUUCCGAUUGGAAUCCGCAUCAAGACCUACAAGCGCAAGAUAGAGCACACAGAAUUGGUCAAAAAAAUGAAGUACGCGUACUUAGGUUGAUGACAGUUAAUUCUGUUGAAGAAAGAAUAUUAGCUGCUGCCAGAUAUAAGUUGAACAUGGAUGAAAAAGUUAUACAAGCCGGAAUGUUCGAUCAGAAAUCCACUGGCUCUGAACGACAACAAUUUUUGCAAAGUAUUUUACAUCAAGAUGAUGCUGAAGAUGAGGAAGAAAAUGAAGUACCAGAUGAUGAAACAGUUAAUCAAAUGAUUGCACGAACAGAAGGUGAAUUUGAAAUAUUUCAGAAACUAGAUUUAGAACGAAGAAGAGAAGAAGCGAAAUUGGGACCAAAUAGAAAAUCUCGAUUAUUAGAGGAAGCUGAGUUACCCGAUUGGUUGGUUAAAGAUGAUGAUGAAGUUGAAAGAUGGACGUAUGAAGAAGAUGAAGAUAGAUUCCUUGGACGGGGUUCAAGACAACGAAAAGAAGUUGAUUAUACUGAUAGUUUGACUGAAAAAGAAUGGCUUAAAGCAAUCGAUGAUGAUGGAGCUGAAUAUGAAGAAGAAGAGGAAGACGACAAAAAGAAAAAGAAAACACGAAAACGAAAGAAAAAAGGUGAAGAAGAUGACGAACCCAUGCCCAAGAAACGAAGAGGAACAGGGUCAUCAAUUGAUCCAAAAAUGAAAAGAGCUAUGAAAAAGUUGCUAAUGGUGGUUGUUAAUUACACUGAUAGUACAGAUGGCAGGCUCCUUAGCGAACCAUUUAUGAAAUUGCCAUCUAGAAGAGAAUUACCAGAUUAUUAUGAAAUUAUUAAAAAACCAUUAACUAUUAAUAAAUUACUUCAAAAGAUUGAGGAAGGAAAGUAUGCCGACUUUGAUGACCUUGAGAAGGAUUUCAUGCAGCUUUGUAAAAACGCGCAAAUUUAUAAUGAAGAAGCUUCUCUCAUACACGAAGAUUCUAUUGUUCUACAAUCUGUUUUUACAAAUGCACGUCAACGUAUCGAAGAGGAAGGCAAUAACUCUGACAUGGAUGAUAAAGGUGAAGGUGAAGAAGGAUCAGAUGCAGAUUCUAGUGUUAGAAUGAAAAUCAAAUUAAAAGGAAGAAAAGGUGAAGGUAGAGGAGGUCGGAGGAAAAGAGUCACUAAAAAAUAUAUAUCAGAUGAUGACGAUGAUGCUGACGAUAACUGAAGAUUAUAUGAAGACUGUAUGAAUUUUUAGAUUUAUCUUAGAUAAUAAUUCAGUUACUUCGGAUUAUUAUCCUAUGCAACCGUUAUCAAGUAGUUCAACUAUAUGAGAUUUUAUAAAAACUAUAAUCAAGUAUUAUAAUUUUUUGAUUAUAAGACAGAAGUACUAUUAAUAAUUAAGUUAUAAAUCUUUUCAAAUUGUCGCUGUUAAAAAUAGCAUCUUGACGUCCAUAUUAAAUUGAAUUCUACAUGAAGUAGCUACAUAAAGUAACUAUAUAAAUUAGAUACGUAUAAAAGGUACAAGUGAUACAGUGAAAUUGUAAAAUCUUUUAGUGCUUAAAAUGUACGAUUUUUGACGCUUUUUAACACAAUUUUUUCAACUUAGUACUCUUAAAAAUAAUUGUUUUAUUGUAAGGAAGAAUUAAUAUAACUCGGUUUUAUGACUCAUCUGUGAAUUACUAACAAUAAAAAAAAUUGAUUUCAAAAAAAUAUCGCAAGUGCCUACGUAUAUUUGAAAUAUUUCCAGCUAUGACUUAUUCAGUUGAUAAUUUUAUUUAAUUGUUCGCUGAAAAAUUAUAAACUUUAACAGAUUUUACAACCUCAUUAUAUUGUUUCUCCCUAUAAUAAUCUCAUACUUUAUUCAAAAUAAAUAUAUGUAUUUACAUGUAACUUGUAUAAUAUGCAGUAAGCGUAUUUUUUUAUAAUUUAGCGUUACGUAUUAAUACGUAAUUUUAUUUGAAUUUUAAAGUAAACUGUAUAAAUUCAAACGCAUUCUUUUUUUAGAUGAAUAAAUUCUUUAUUCAUGAAUUAAACUAUUGAAAUGUUAAAAAAAUGUUAGUUGGUAUUACAGUAUUUGGAAAGCAAAAUUUUUAGUUCAAAUUUAUUAUUUUGUAGAUAUUUUGCAUCGUUGGAACCAAAAAUCAAAGUUAUUUUUCACAAAAAUAUUAUGUAACACUUGAAAAUUAUAAUGAAAUUUAAUUAUACCUAAAAUGCAAUGUUGAUUUGUAAAAGAAUCAUUUAUCAUCACUUGAUAGCAACAUCAUUAUUAAUACUUUGAGUGCCGAAAGUUUGUAUUUAUAAAUAUAUUUCAUUGAUAUAAUAAAAAAUAUAUAUUUAUUAUCUACAAAUUAAGACUUCAUUAUUUAAAUUCAAUAUGUUUAUAAAUAAGUAACAAAAAGUAAGUAAGUACGAAAAUUGUUCCUAUUUGAAUAAAUAAUUUCGUCUCCCAGAGAGAGAGAGAGAGAGAGACAGGGUCUCUGCGGUAAAUUGUGCGUCUCCCAUUUCUGGGAGACGUAGCACUCAAAGUGUUAAUAUUAUUGAGUAAUAUUUUGAUAAAUAUGUACACAUAUAAUAAUUCCAAAAAUUUUGCCAUUGAAUGUUUAUCUUUCAAUGCAUUUUGAAGUAAGAUAAAAAUACAUAUUAAUUAUUUUACUUCUCAAUAUUUAAAUAUAAAUUAUUAUUCUUAAUGUAUAACAUAUAUAGAAAGCAAUUUGUUUAAUUGACUGUAAUGUUUCAUUGGUAUAAGUUCCAUCAUUUAUAGAAUGCUGUAGUGUUAGGAAAAGGCAAUUUAUUUCAUUUUUUUAUUACACGAAGACUUUAUCUUAUAUGUAAUGUAAGUAAAUAAACAUUGGAAAACUAAUAACAAUAAUGAUUCAUAUAUUUGUGCUUCAGCUAUAUCUAUGCUUAUACCUAAUAGGAAAAUCCAUACUAUGAUAUAUAGAAAGCUUAUUAUAUGAGUUAUAAUUAUUAUUUAAUGAUUAUCAACUAACAGUGCUUAGUUAUAGCGAUUUCUGUUUGAUUGAUUACAGCUCCAUAUAUUUGCUAACACAGUACCUUGAUCUGAGCUAUAAUUAUUGGUAUGAUAAAUAAACUUUUUCUUCCAUA